AUGACGCGUACACUGUUUGAAACCGUAUUCAAUGUUCCUUUGGAAUGUCAAUCUUGUGUUGACUCGGUCGAUGCUGCUCUCAAGCGCUUGAAGGAUAUUGAAAGUUUCAAUGUGGAUUUGAAAUCCGAAACUGUGACAGUGAUGGGAAACUUGCCCCCUUCCGAAAUAGUUAAAGCUAUUCAAGCCACUGGAAAGGAUGCGAUUAUCCGUGGUACGGGAAAACCAAAUUCGGCUGCUGUAUGCAUCUUGGAAUCUUUCGACCCAAAGGACAAGCUUCAACCAGUUAAAGGAUUGGCUAGAAUUGUUGCCGUCAGUGAUCUGGACGUUUACGUGGAUUUAACAGUCAAUGGCCUUCCAAAAGGAACGUAUUAUCCUCUGAUUAGGAAAUCAGGAAACUUAAGUUUGGGUGCUCUUUCCACUGGAGGACUUUUCCAUGCGUUCGCACCAAUUGAAGUGGAUCAGCCAUCUGAUUUAACUACUACCAUCAAUUCUUUGGGUGCCUUCAAUAGCGAUAAGCUGCUUUUCUCCGGUCAGUCUUUCCUCCAUGCAAACUUAAAAGUGCAAGAUCUAAUUGGCAGGAGCAUGAUUUUGUCGAAGCUCAAAGACGACAUCAGUAAGGACGCUCUUUGUGGGGUUAUUGCUAGAAGUGCAGGUGCAUGGGAAAACGAUAAAUCUGUUUGCAGUUGCACUGGAAAAACCGUGUGGCAAGAAAGAGUCGAUGCAGUCCAGAGAGGAGUAACUUCCUAA
This is a messenger RNA of Clavispora lusitaniae ATCC 42720, 747 nucleotides long. RefSeq names its product copper chaperone (gene CCS1). The record is from RefSeq and is a predicted model, not a curated record. Gene Ontology annotation, biological process: superoxide metabolic process. Gene Ontology annotation, cellular component: cytoplasm. Gene Ontology annotation, molecular function: superoxide dismutase copper chaperone activity; copper ion binding. NCBI's taxonomy places the organism in Eukaryota, Fungi, Ascomycota, Pichiomycetes, Serinales, Metschnikowiaceae.